This is a messenger RNA of Silurus meridionalis, 1672 nucleotides long. RefSeq names its product tetraspanin 13b (gene tspan13b). The record is from RefSeq and is a predicted model, not a curated record. The coding region runs from base 224 to 835 and encodes 203 amino acids. The transcript is spliced from 6 exons. Gene Ontology annotation, cellular component: membrane. NCBI's taxonomy places the organism in Eukaryota, Metazoa, Chordata, Actinopteri, Siluriformes, Siluridae.
GGUGCGGUUGGUUUUUUCGAGGAUCUGGCAACCCAUAGCCAUUCAUCUGCACGCACAGCGUUUUACCAGCAGUUGCGUUUUUAUCCAUUCAUCCUGCUCGUCUGGACGGGGUUUUUUCCGUUGGAAAGUUGUAGUGGAAGUUAAUGUAACUGUGGUUGCAUAGAAGGAUUAUUUAUAAGGGAUUUUUUUAAGGAAAAACAAAUAAAAGAAAUCAUCCAGGGAGAUGGGCUGCGCCGGAUUCACCUGCUCCAAGAAUUCCCUCUGCGCCCUCAACAUCCUCUAUGUGAUGGUGAGCAUGCUGAUGAUCGGCAUUGCCGCCUGGGGAAAAUGGUUUGGCCUGGUCUCGAGUUUCCAGGUGGUAGGCGGCAUCAUCGGCAUCGGGGUCUUUCUGUUCCUCGUUGCUUUGGCCGGACUCAUCGGCGCCAUAAAGCACCACCAAGUCCUUCUCUUCUUCUACAUGAUCAUCCUGUUCCUGGUGUUUGUGGUGCAGUUCUCGGUGUCCAGUGCGUGCCUGGCCAUUAACAAAGAGCAGCAGAAUGAGCUGCUGGAGGUGGGCUGGAACAACUCGCAGACCACACAAAAGGACGUGGAGAAGAGCCUGAACUGCUGCGGGUUCUCUCACGUGGAAGUCAACGUCACUUGUCCUGCUGCGUGUUUCGCUCAUUCCACGUGUGACACGUGUGCAGCAAAGAUCCUGGAGCACGUCGGGGAGGUUCUGCGCAUCGUCGGAGGGAUCGGCCUUUUCUUCAGCUUCACCGAGAUCCUGGGGGUGUGGCUAACCUACCGAUACAGGAACCAGAAAGAUCCGCGGGCUAAUCCCAGCGCCUUCCUGUAAACCCCCAGCGCUGGACACGGCAAACUUCCUGUCCUCCAUCCUGCAAACUCCUCUAACCACUGGACUUCUUACUAGAGCUCUGUACACCACCAGAAGUGUGUCUUUUCGCUUCCUCCAAAGCAGAAACUAGGGCUCGUUCUUGCCGCUGCGUGUGAUGAUCGUUUGGAAAGAGUGCAGUGUUUUCCGAGGCAAAAAAAAAAAAAAACAAUAAUCGUGUAUAUAUUGUAUCAUGAAGCUGAUUAUUUUCUUUUAUUAUUAUUAUUUUUAAUUGAGCUACAACUACUUCAACCGAAGGAAAAGCUUCGUUUGUUCGAUAGUUAAGGGCUAAAAAAAAAUUCCUAUGUCCUUUCAAAAAUUAUAAAAAGACCAAACCUGGAGAAAAGCACUCCGAUCCAUGCCAAAUGAAAAGAAAAAAAAAAAAGCCAGACUGAUCAUGAAUGCAAUAAAUCGAUGAUAUUUUGAUUUAUAUUCCGAUAUCAUGAUUUUGAUUAAUAUACAUUUUAAUAAUUCUGCAUGACCAAAAAAAUAAACCUUAAAAUGAACAUAAUUUUUUGGGAAAAAAUAAGAACCGCAUGUUUUUUUUAUUAUUAUUUUUUUCUUUUUAUUCAUAAUCCAUGCAGCACUGAUAUGGCCACGUGUAAAGUUUUAAAGCUCUUGGUUUCGUAGCUCUAGCAGCCGAUCGCUAAUUUGUAAGUGCGCGUUCGUGUGGUUUCGGCUUUUUCGCGCAUGAACAUUUCACUGUAGCGUACAUCCAUAUUCUACGGUUCUGUGAACUACGCCUUCAUCCAUUAUGGAAAAACUUCUAGAUAUAAAAUGUGUUUGCGUGUGUGUGUGUGU